AAUUUCAGGCUGCCGAAGGACAAAACAGGUACCACAAAGAUUGGUGACCUGGCCCCUCAGGACAUGAAGAAAGUCUAUUCUUUAGCACUGAUUGAAUUAACUGCUCUCUAUGACAUACUUGGGACAGAAUUCAAGCAGCAGAAAGCUGUCAAAAUCAAAACCAAAGACUCGGGCUUGUUUGGUGUCCCACUGUCAGUUUUACUGGAACAGGAUCAGAAGAAGGUGCCAGGAACCAAGAUACCACUGAUUUUUCAAAAGCUGAUUGCCCAGAUAGAAGAGGCAACUCUGGAAACAGAAGGACUUCUUAGAAUACCAGGAGUUGCAACAAGAGUAAAGAGUCUUUGCCAAGAACUGGAAGCAAAGUUUUAUGAAGGGACUUUCAACUGGGAAAAUGUAAAGCAACAUGAUGCAGCAAGUCUUUUAAAACUCUUCAUCCGUGAACUGCCUCAGCCACUCCUCACUGUAGAAUAUCUCAAAGCUUUCCAAGAUGUACAGAAUCUUCCAAUGAAGGAACAGCAACUGCAAGCUUUGACUCUUUUGGUUCUCCUUCUACCUGAAGCAAACAGAGACACUCUGAAGGUACUGCUUGAAUUCCUCCAAAGGGUAAUUGAUCAUCAAGACAAAAAUAAAAUGACGUUAAAGAAUGUUGCGAUGGUGAUGGCCCCAAACCUUUUCACAUUUCAUGGGUUUGGCUCAAAGACUAUUGAACAAAGCGAGUUUGUUAUGGCAGCUGGAACAGCAUAUGUCAUGCGCUUUAUGAUUGAGUACCAAAAACUUCUCUGGAUAAUUCCUAAGUUUAUUGUUAACCAAGUAAGAAAACAAAACACCGAAAGCCAGAAGAAAGAGAAAAAAGACAAAGCUAUGAAGAAACUUCUGAAAAAGAUGGCAUAUGACCGAGAAAAGCAUGAGAAGCAGGAGAAGACCCCUAAUGAUGCUGAUGUUCCUCAGGGAGUGAUACGGGUGCAAGCGCCUCAACUUUCGAAAGUUUCCAUGGCAAUACAGCUGACAGAAGAACUGAAAGCUGGUGAUAUAGUAGCCAGGUUUCUCAGCCAGCAAAGUGGAAAUGUCCAAACACUCAAGAAAGAAGAGGUCUUUCUUUAUGAAAUAGGAGGAAAUAUUGGAGAACGCUGCCUUGAUGGUGAUACCUACAUGAAGGACUUAUACCAGCUCAACCCAAAUGCUGAGUGGGUUAUAAAGUCUAAGCAGAGCUAAGCUCACAACUAAUGGCAAAAGAACAACCUGUGGACUUACUUUGUAAGGCUGAAUGUUUCAAAGGGAUAGCGUGUCCUUUCAACCUUCAGCUGCGUUAAUACAUAUUAAUAGAACCUUAUCCAGUUUAAAAAAAAAAAAAAAAAAGGGGAUGGAAACCCAACAGUGAUUGCCAGUAAAUUUUCAGUUUUACUCACAGCAAAAUUUUGGAGAUAGCACAGUUUUCCCACUCAUAUUUGGAAUGAGAAUAAGUACCUUAAAUAUUUUAAUGGCACUAAUCUACCUCCCAUCUGG
Molecule: messenger RNA, 1503 nt
Organism: Pelecanus crispus (Dalmatian pelican)
Lineage: Eukaryota; Metazoa; Chordata; Aves; Pelecaniformes; Pelecanidae
Source: RefSeq, a predicted model, not a curated record